GCCAAGUAAGACCGGCGGCGAGGAGGAAGAGCCCCCCAACGCCGGACCAAUAGGGGGGUUGAAGGCGAGCGGGUGUGGCAGCGAGAUAGCGCGAGGGAGAGAGAAGAGGGCGCGAGAGCGAGCGGGCGAAGCACCAGGAGAAAGCUCCGUCGCCGCGUAUGCAUGUAGUCCCGGGCUCGCGUCUUCUGUAGCUCCCCCCAUCACGGCCACCCGCUUCGUGACAGCUUCACUCGGCUACGUGACAUGCCGCCGCCCGUAGUGCCGAGGUCCGGAGAGAUGCCCAAGACCGCGCCCGAGAAGCCGCCGCCGCCGCCGCCGCAGCAGCAGAAGCGCCAGCGGCCUGGCAACGCCUGCGAGGCCUGCCGCCGCCGCAAACUGCGGUGCGACCGCGGCCAGCCCCAGUGCAGCGCUUGCAAGGCCGCCGGCGCCGUCUGCCAGGUCCAGGCGUCUCGCCGCCCUGGAGGCCCCCGGAGGGGCUAUCUCAAGACCCUGCAAGCGCGCAUCUCCGCCCUCGAAGGCUCCGUUCUCGAGCACCAGCACCAGCAACACCCGCACCCGCAGUUCCCCCCGGCCAUGGCGCUGUCCCCUGCCCUGACCUCGCCCGACAUGACGGACGUGGAUCCGAUCCAGCUGUCCUGGGACUUCGGCGACGGCGGCCUCGAAGACCCGGGCUCGGUCCUCGACCUGUCGAUGACGCCGCCCGGCGACGGCGACCCGAUGGUGAUCCCGCCGGGCGACCUCAAGCCGGGCCCCUACCCCGAUAUGACUCAGCUGAUGCACGCCCCGGUUGCUGUGCCGGCCGACGAGUUCCCCAUAUCGAGCCUGAUGCAGGCAGACCUCGACCAGCUCUACUUCGACCGCAUCCACCACCUGGUCCCCAUCAUCCACCGGCGGCGGUGCCUCGCGUGGCGGCGGCGCCCCGACCGGCGGCCGGCGCACGUGGCGCUGCAGUACGCCGUGUGGACGCUCGCGGCGGCCGGGUCGGCCAACUACCACGGGCUGCUGGGGGCGCUGUACCGGCGGGCGCGGGCGGCGCUCGAGGGCGGCGCCGCCGACCUCGACCCGCGCGACGCCGAGCUCGCGUCGUCCGCCGACGUCGAGCAGGCCCAGGCCUGGCUGCUGCUCGCCGUCCACGAGUUCAUGUGCGUCGGCUUCCGCCGCGCGUGCCUCACCGCCGGCCGCGCCCUCACCCUCGUCCGCGUCAACUGCCCGCAGUGGCUGCUGCUGCGCCGCGACGGCGGUGGCGGCGGCAGCAGCGACGCCGCUGCCCCCGCCGACGACGACGACCCCCCCGACGACCCCGUCGACGCCGAGCAGAAGCGCCGCGUCUUCUGGCUCGCCUUCUGCCUCGACCGCCUCAUCAGCCUGCGCACCGGCGCCGCGCCCACCUUCAGCGAGCAGCUCGCCGCGCGCGUGCGGCUGCCGGCGCCCGAGGCCGACUUCCAGAGCGCGCCGCCGCUGCCGCAGCAGCCAGGGUCUUCGUCGUCGGCGGCGGCGGCGCCGGGCCUCCUCCUCGCCGAGGCCAUCUCGCCCGCCCCCGCCGACUACGGCACCGGCCGCGUCGCGACGCCGGCGUUCGGGCUCUUCGUCGAGUGCAUCGUGGCGGCGGCGGUGGGCGGCCGCGUGGUGCUGCACCGGCAGCAGGAGGGCGGCGGCUCGUCCGACUUCUGGGCCCGGCACGCGGCGCUCGACGCGCUCGCCGCCCGCCGCAUGGACGUCUUCUCGCGCAACUACGCGCUGCGCCUCGACGGCGGCGUCGGCGACGACGACGACCCGUGCCCCAUGCAGCUCUUCGUCGCCACGCUGUGGCGCGCCGUGCUGCUCUGCCUGCACCAGCCGACUUACGGCGGCGCUACGCCCUCCUCCUUCGCCUCCUUGUCCUCGCCCUCCCCCCCCACGGCCUCUGCCGCCGCCGCCGCCGCCGCCGCCGCCCCGCUGGACGACCAGCACGCCAACGCCAAGGAUUUCUACGUGAGACGCCUAGCGCUCGCUAGCCACGACAUCGUUCGACUGGCCGGCAAAAUGGCGGGGCUUAAUUGCUGGAAGCUGCACCCUCUCCUACCCAUACCGUUGUCCGUCUGCGGUGAAAUCCUCGGUGCGAACCGCGAGCUUGGCGAGACCUACUCUCGGCAACUCGAGAAUAUCGCAGAGGUCAUGCCGGGACUAAGAUGCUCUAGGCUCGAGAUGCAUCCGAGAUAGAUCAAAAGUUGUUGCCUCCCCAGACGGCCCAAGGCGCAUCGGCUCUAGCGCUGGGCAGGGGGGGCCGCUGUCCUUCUUCUUGUUUCCUGGGAGGUAUAUGUAAGUGGAUAACGGAUUAGUUCAAUAUUCCAAGACUGUUGCGACCAAUAUAGGUAGUGCGCUCGAUUGUCCCACCCCUGACCCCUGUCCAUAUACCCCCGGCCUAUUAUUUUCCUCUUCGUCUCCCUCGCUGGCAUCUCCCCAGUCGUCGAUUCCCGUCAAAUCACAUGGCAUCAAACGGGCAGGUCGCGCGCACGGGAGUAUUGCUACUGCCCACGGACACCGUGGGGACGGGAAGAGGGGAGGAAGUUUGGUUUUGUAUCUCUACCCUGCCUCUUGGGGCCCGUGGGGAACGACGGCGUCGCUCUAUUUAGAAACAGACACCGAUGGAGCAACUGACUACCUGGCU
This is a messenger RNA of Durotheca rogersii, 2647 nucleotides long. RefSeq lists its product as uncharacterized. The transcript is spliced from 4 exons. Gene Ontology annotation, molecular function: DNA-binding transcription factor activity, RNA polymerase II-specific; zinc ion binding; DNA binding. Lineage: Eukaryota; Fungi; Ascomycota; Sordariomycetes; Xylariales; Xylariaceae. The coding region runs from base 244 to 2199 and encodes 651 amino acids. The record is from RefSeq and is a predicted model, not a curated record. Gene Ontology annotation, cellular component: nucleus. Gene Ontology annotation, biological process: DNA-templated transcription; regulation of DNA-templated transcription.